GUUCUUGUCUCGUCAACAAGCCAGUUGUGACAGAGAGAGAAAAACACUGCUCCCAUGGGAUCCACCUAGUUGAGCUAAGGGACAAAAACAAUUGUACUUAACCUCAUGAUCAUGAUCAAGAAAAUGUCUUUUUCGAGGACGUCGUCCGCCGCAUCUUGCUUGCCCACACGCUCACGUCGAGGGAUGGCGCCUUGUGCAUCCACCUUUCUUCUGAGGCUCUUUGCCUGUCUGAUAUCAGCAGGAUGCAGCUUCUCUUCAACAAGGACACCUUUCGCAUCAGCCCAAAUCGCACCAGAAACAGCUGCUCAAGUCCAAACCCUAGUUCAAUCUGUUGCCUGGAAGAAGAUAUUUUUGCGCUCCUUCUCGCUCAUGGGCCUGAACCAUGGCUGCAUGACUGUGUGCAACGACCAGAUAACAAGAGCAUGCACGAAUUUGCUAGCAGAGUCAUUGGAGUGGGAGGAUAUUGAUGUAUCUACAACAAGAACAACUAGAACUACCUAUAAUGUUGAACUUCUCAAUGAAUGGCUCCGGUAUUUGGUAACCUGAAUUUGAUCAUAAGGGAAACCAAGACAAGAGAACCCUUAUCAUAAGGGCCUUCUGAUCAAAUUCAGUUUCAGGCUACCAAAUACCAGAACCAUACAAUCAGUCUAGCGUGCCAUAUUUAUUCAGCAUCAUUUUUCAUCCACCACAACCUCUUCAACGUCACAAAUCAUGUAAUCAAAGCCGCCACAAAUCAUGCACUCAUCCACAUCUUCAGGCCCCCUCACUCGACGUCGAAGAGACGAUGGAGUUAGCAAAUGCUCUGAAGGCUGAAGCACGCACACACCGUGAGAUUCAUCUCAUGGGCAAGAGUGUGCAGAUAGACGAAAGCAAUUUCCUAUUGUCCAAAGACAGAAGAAGGCCUUGCAAGAAAUUACUUCUAUGAGAUGGAUUUAUCUUGACCUGCUUAAGUUAUUCCUUGAAUUUCUUCGAACUUGCGGAUUGUUUCCAUGACUCCCUCUUCUGGUGGACUUGCUGAUAUCCAUAUCGCUUCCUAAUUCCGCAUCCACCAUCCUUUUCCUCCUACCCUCGUUCAUUCCGCGAUCACGCCUGUCCAGUCGCCUGUAUCAGACGAGAUUCGGGUAAUCUGCCUAACCAGAAAGGCUACAUCCCUGAGUACGAACCAGGUGCUUUUGAACCGCAGUUCACGGAACGCUAUAAAAUCCGAUAUCGCGGAACCACCUUCGACGAGGCUGAUUUUCACAAAGAAUUCUCAGUUUUUGACUUCAUUUUUGGUGGAAUUAUGGAUUUGUUCGGGUUCUUUUGGAGGAAGAUUGCUUGAUUUAUUGGGCUUUGGGAAGGAAGCUAUGCGCUCUGUCACCUUCAGAUUCAGCAGGACCAAAAAUGACUGAAUAUCCAACAAUGUUGACAUCCGUCUCUUCAUUCGGGCUAGCCAAUCACAUUACUGACAUUGAGCUACACAGCUGGCAUAAGCAUUCCCGCGCACAACAACGCCGCAACCUCCUGAACGCCUAGUUUCACUUCCUCCCUAUCAAGGCCAAGUUCUUGCGUAAUUGUAGGAGUGUCAGAGCAAGACC
Molecule: messenger RNA, 1577 nt
Organism: Amoebophrya sp. A25
Lineage: Eukaryota; Dinophyceae; Syndiniales; Amoebophryaceae
Source: the annotation of a GenBank genome assembly